CAUAGUCUGACACAAAGGUUAGAUAGCCAGGAACACAGAGUGUGCAGCUCCAUCAAUAACAGUAGAGCUCAUGGAUAGACUACUCUAUGACAAUGUGAUAGCUUUGGCUUUGCUGCUCUGUAUUGGUGCACAGGUCAUGUGUCAGCUAUGUGAGAGGCCAUGCCAGUGUCCCAGUACUCCCCCCCAGUGCCCCGCUGGUGUCCCGCUGGUGCUGGAUGCCUGCCAGUGCUGUCAGGUGUGUGCCAGGAAGCGAGGCGAGGCCUGCACUGAAAUGCUUCCCUGUGACAACCAGAGAGGACUCCAGUGUGACUACAGCGCCAGCUUCCCUGGAAACCCUGGGGAGUGUGUUAGUCAGAAGGAUCUGAACUGCGAGAUCAACGGAGUCACUUACUACGACGGCCAGGCUUUCCAGCCCUCCUGUCAUUCUUAUUGCCACUGUAAGAGUGGAGGAGUGACCUGUGUGCCAGCUUGCCCCUUGGAGGUCCAUCUUCCCACCCCAGACUGCCCCAACCCACAGCACGUCCUGCUACCAGGGAAGUGCUGCAAGGAGUGGGUGUGUGAGAACUUGGAGAACACCAUCAUUCAGGAUGCCAUCACAGCCACAAGACCCAACAGACUUUGGCCAUUCCUUCCAGGGGACCAGCAUAUGAACCACCCGCUCCCACCUGCCUCCACAUGUGUAGAGCGGAGUACUCAGUGGAGUGCCUGCUCCAGAAGCUGCGGGGCUGGGGUCUCCACAAGGGUGUCCAACAAGAACCUGGCCUGCAAACUGGAAAUUCAGACCAGGCUUUGUAAAGUCCGGCCUUGCCAGGCAGUCCAGUCACCUCAAAGGCGACCUAUGUGGGAACGGUGGGGACAAUGUAAGGCCAGCUACAGGUCACCCUUACCCAUCCGCCUCGUCCACCAGGGUUGUUACAGCACUCAGGUUUACCGCCUGCUUUACUGUGGACAGUGCAGCGACUCCCGCUGCUGCACUCCCUACAAAACCCACACAGCUGAGGUGGGCCUCCGCUGCCCUUCUGGCAGACUAUUAAAAAGGGCUGUGAUGAUGAUCCAUUCAUGUGUCUGUCAUCACAACUGCCCAGAAACAGCACACUUCAACCCUGCACUCUGGGGAUACAGGCCUUGAUUUGGCUCAGAUGCACUCACUGACUUACUGACUGUGAAAACUUGUCCACUCAGGACAAAUGCGGGAGACGUGUGUAAUGUUUUACAUGUGGAUCCAGCUUUGUAUGCUCUUUACAAGCCCUCGUGCCCUGGAAGGGAAAGAAAAUGAUGCAGUGGGUUAUGAACUUUGACCAAGUUGAACUCCUCACAAGAUGAACGAACUCAGUCUGCACUAAGAAUACACAUCUCCACUCUACUUCAAUAUACACUCCUGCACCAUGUGUGAACCGGAGUCCUGAGGGUUACUGUAGUUGCUGAUCCUGAUCCAACCAGCAAGAUUAUUUAGUGUAUUUGGAGUGACAAGGAUGUUAUGUUUCUGAUAACUUAGGAACUGUAACACAAAAAAGAAACUUUUGACUAAUUGUAAACCAUGGGCAAAAGGCACAUGCCCGUUGUUGAAGAGGUUUUAGUUUUGGAGACAUAUCUAAGCCAUAUACAUGGCUUUUAGGGUUAAUGUCAAAGACCUUAAAGUUGUAUUUUUGUCAAGUACAAACGUAGAUACAUAGAACGACACCAGCCUAUGUGUUGACAGAUACUGUAUUCUUAAAUGAAAAAUAUAUUUUGCAUUUGUACAUUGACUGUUUUUGUAGCCAAAUGACAUUGCACUUAUUUUCUUCAUGUUUAGUUUUGUUGUAAAUAAUUCCAUCUUAAUGCAUUUAAUGUGUGUACAAAUUUGUUUAUUGCAUGUGGCCUGUUUAUUCUCAAAAUGCUUUUUUUGUAUAUCCAUGUUUUAUGUGUGUGUGUGUGUGUGUGUGUGUGUGUUUGUGUAUUAUAGUUUGAUACAUUAACUUGUAUAUAUAUUUACUUUUUUAAAUUGUUAUUUCUCUCAGUUAUGCUUAAUACCCAUUUCAAAGUGUUCAAAAAGGCUUGAGAGUUGUAAUUCCUGUCAUGUAUAUAGUAUACUUAUCUCCAAAUUAUCACGAUAAUUUGGCCCCUAACUUUGCACAACUUGUUUUCAUUCCCCAGGUUUUCAAGAGCUUGUGAAAACUCAUUUAGGGCAUGCAGAAAUACCCUGCGCUGCAAACGUUGUUAUAGGUGUGCCCAGUUUACAUCAAACCAAUUUCCCACUUGGCUUUUGAAAAAGGUCACGUUUGCUCUUGUUUCAGAUAGACAUUGACACCUGGUGGCUUCCACUGGAUCUACUGUUUAGAGCUAGGUCAGUGUGAAGUGGUUGAAAGACAAGUGGCCAGACCUGGCCACGAAAUAUUACGCAUAAAAUUCUGAUUUAGACAUUCGACCGCUUGAUUUAGUGCAAAGACGGUGACUGUUAAAAGUCUAAAACAUCCACCAUGUAUGCUCCUCGUAAUAUUGUGAGGCGUACUCAACAAAAUUCUAAUACAUUUUCAAAAACAUGAUAAUUUUAGAAUUUUUUUCUAGAGUUUUACAAUUAAAAACAUUCUAAAGACAA
Lampris incognitus (smalleye Pacific opah) is the source of this 2575-nucleotide messenger RNA. RefSeq names its product cellular communication network factor 5 (gene ccn5). Bases 71 to 1129 code for a protein of 352 amino acids. Gene Ontology annotation, molecular function: integrin binding; heparin binding. NCBI's taxonomy places the organism in Eukaryota, Metazoa, Chordata, Actinopteri, Lampriformes, Lampridae. The record is from RefSeq and is a predicted model, not a curated record. Gene Ontology annotation, cellular component: extracellular matrix; extracellular region. The transcript is spliced from 5 exons. Gene Ontology annotation, biological process: cell adhesion; signal transduction.